ACUCGGUAAUCUUAUUUGCCUGGAUUAUUUUAUUAAGACGUCUUAACUUCCGCCGUUGCAUGACUUACAAAGAGCAUAUAUUUCAACAUUGCUGCAGUUCUGCUACGCUGACCUUCAUAUUUUUUUAAUUUUUCAGGAUCCACAUUCCACAUGUCUUCCGCCUUCAGUUUUGGCAAUACAAAACCCAAUAUUAUGAAGUUGCUUUACUUGUUGAAAUUUAUUUUAAAUCAGCUGCUUUUGUGAAGCUUUUGCAAAAUGUGAGACUGAUGGCCAGUUUACGUUUACUUUUUAUGCCUUUUAUCAUCAAGACUCAUUUCCCCUUGUAUUCAAAUCCUAUGAUUUGGCCAGUUGACAUAAUUGUGAUGUAUUUGUGAAACUUAGGUAAUUGUAAUCACUAUCAGAGUCACUCGAAGAGUCGCUAUCUCCGACAUGUAUAUAAGUUGGUCUUUCCACCGGUCUAUUUUGAUGUAUCGCUCCCAGUCCUCUAAUAUAAUAUUUUUUGUCUUUUCUACUACACUUGUCCAGUUUUCACCAGUGACGUGUGUGAUGCAAACAAUUUCAAGCAACUUCAACAUUUUGUUUGUCGUUUGGAGGAGUGGUGUUGUUUUUUUGCAGCAAAUCCUGAAAUUAAAAUAUGUAAUAAUGAUUAAUUAACAAUAAAAACAUGAUAAGAAUGUGUAACAUCUAGAUUCUAGAUAGACCAUGAGUUCGAUAUAAGAUCUAUAUAAGAUUUUUGUUCAAAUUAACUUUAAUUUGCGCACAAAUAAUAUUAAUUAUUAAUUCAAUUGCAUUAUACGGAAAUUGGUACCAAAGCAAUCUUAAAACCCAGUGUCGUUCGCCGCGGCUAUCUAAAGCUACUGUUACACAUGCUCUAAAAUAGCAUGCUUAAAACCGUGCUAUUGAGUAUGCUCAAUACGAGCAUGCUGGUGAGCAGUUUACAUUUGCUAGCAAUAGGCAUGCUAGUUUUAAGUAUGCUCCUGAAUAAGCAUGCUCAAAGCAGACAUUCAAAUACACAUGCCAUUUUAUAGCGUGCUUCCUUGCUCUCAGUUCAAAUAAAGUCAUGGACAAUCAAACAGCUAUCCGUAUGGAGCUAAACAAGAUCAUUCUCUUGCUGGCGAUGCAAUGCAUCCAGAAGCUUAUAUCAGCUCGUCAAAAAAAGAAAAGAAAGAGAAAGAUUUGGGUCCGUGAUUGGAUAUCUAGAAGAGAGGAAUUUGGAGCAAGUGCUCAAUUGCUUACAGAAAUGCGAGUAGAAGAUGCUACGGGUUAUAAAAACUUUAUGCGGAUGCUACCGCAUCAAUUCGACUGUUUACUCUCUCAAGUUAAAAGCGCUAUACAGAAACAAGAUACACACAUGCGAGAUGCUAUCCCAGCUAAAGUGAAGUUAGAAGUGACAUUAAGAUAUCUAGCAACUGGAGAUUCUUUACAUACAUUGCAAGCACUUUACAGGGUUGGAAGAUCUACUAUAUCGAUAUUUCUUCCUGAAGUUUGUGAAGCAAUAUACAAUGCUUUGAAGGAUUAUAUAAGGAUUCCAAGCCGUGAAGACUGA
Colias croceus (clouded yellow) is the source of this 1546-nucleotide messenger RNA. RefSeq lists its product as uncharacterized. The coding region runs from base 1061 to 1546 and encodes 161 amino acids. Lineage: Eukaryota; Metazoa; Arthropoda; Insecta; Lepidoptera; Pieridae. The record is from RefSeq and is a predicted model, not a curated record. The transcript is spliced from 2 exons.